Molecule: messenger RNA, 1931 nt
Organism: Trichobilharzia szidati
Lineage: Eukaryota; Metazoa; Platyhelminthes; Trematoda; Strigeidida; Schistosomatidae
Source: the annotation of a GenBank genome assembly
UGUGUAUCAAUGAAAUAAAUCCUUUUCGUUAGUAAUAGUAUUGAUAAUGAAUACGUAUAUGUGUGUAUUGGAAUGUAUUAUUUAGCUAAUCAAUAGAUAGUACUGUAAGUGCAAAGCGAGAAAUAUUUAGAAUCACAUGCCUGGCAGUUAGUGAAUAUGAGCACACACACAUAUGUACUCACAUGAAAUCUAAUUGAGUCUCACUAAUAUUCAAUAGAAUUUCUUGUGUAGGUUUCUUUUUCUACCAACAGGCUUAAUUUUAUUAUCUUUAUCAUUUCAUAAGUCAACAUUAUUACAAACAUCGUAUUCAUUGUCGUCAUCGGGAUUACCGUUCUUCUAAUAGGCAAAGUGGUGAAUAAAGUUCUAAUCAAAGAAAACUAACUGCAAUCCUUUACGAAGAUUCAAAGAUAAGAUAACAAAUGACACGUGGAAGACGAUCCAGCAGUGCUGACUCCUCACAGGAACGAGAUAUCUUUUUUCAAUGUCGUGGAAAGAAACUCAGUGUUACAGAGGUAGCUGAAGGUGAAUCAUUUUCACGUUUCACAGCUGAUCAGUUGAUAAGAAAACAUAUUAAGAAGGGUCAUACUAAAAUAACUAUGACUUGUUCAGAAGAUCGGCUGAAGUUAAGUAAAGUUUCAUCGAUUGCUCCACAUUCUGUACGCAAAUCAGUUCAGUAUAAAGAUAUAAUAAAUUUUCUAGUAUUCACUAGUAAACCAGGAGUAUUUAUGCUAUGUAUAAAUGAUUCAGAAACAAGAAAGAAAACUUAUGAAAGCUUCUGUUGUGAUGAACCAUCUGAUUUGGAAACACUGACUCGUUUAAUCAGUUCUGCCAAACAUGAUCCUGAGCACAGAUUAUACAAAAGUUAUAACACCUCAAGAUCAACUAUCGACAUGAAUAAUGAUAUGUCAGCCGCCGAUUACUUUGAAAGUGCCACAAAUCUGAACAGUGAAUCAGCAACUUAUCAAAGUGGGUUUCUACGUGAUAAUGGAUCGCCAAAUACGGAAGCUACAGUACAGAAUGAUGUAUUCCAUAGUUCUUCAGUACCUUUAUCUCCAUCACAUACAUAUAACAAUCUAACCUCCGUAAACACAGUUUCAAUGACUGAAAUACCUCAUGAAGGCGCAUCUAAUGGAUACACUAAGCAUAGAACAAGCAGCAGUAAUAGCAGUAGAGGAAAGGGGAUGAGUAACUAUAACUCACCGAACGGGAUGAUUUCACCAGCAGGCAAAAACAAUGAUUUCCAUCCAUUAAUUGGUUACCAAUCUAAAAAUCAACGUAAAAACAGCAAGUUCAGUAAUGAAAAUGAUAGUGACCUAACGCCAAUGAAUUCUAGGAAUCCAAGUUUUAGAAAUCUGCUUCGAAUAGAUAACGAAAACAUCUACACACGUAAAGAUGAGCUGAUUGAACUAUUCGACAAUGACCUAACAUUUCUCACAUCUUCAUCGGGUGAUGUUUAUGAGUGUGAGAAUGGUUCAAAGUAUUUAUUCUGUCAAUCAGGUUUGGAAAGGCUUCAAACAUAUGAAGGACCAUUGUUCGAAUCACCCGCUAGUUCAAGGAGAUGAAACUUAACGAACAUUUGAAAGUUAUUUAAUGAAUACGAAAACUUGAUUAACUCAUAUGAACUAUUUUUCACUCCCAUACAAAACACAUGGGUAAGUCAACAGAACAAAAUUAUAAUUCAUGACUUUGUACUAUCCACAAACAUUUUCAAAAUUUAACGACGUUUGAACAAAAACUUAUUGUUUCUCCAAUAUUACAUAACUUGACAUGGUUUAAUGAUCAUCAUUUCAGGCUACUUUAUGGUGCUUCCUUUUAUAUUUUGUUUUUCUUCGAUUUAUUUCAUGCAAUAUAGCGUUCAACGAUUGUUGUUUUCAAACAAUUUGCUAAUUGACUGAUAAAAAGAACAAAUAAAUAAAUAUGCGUGAAUACAC